Babjeviella inositovora NRRL Y-12698 is the source of this 4323-nucleotide messenger RNA. It is a transcript of the gene ADE6, whose product is annotated as phosphoribosylformylglycinamidine synthase. The record is from RefSeq and is a predicted model, not a curated record. Gene Ontology annotation, molecular function: phosphoribosylformylglycinamidine synthase activity. Lineage: Eukaryota; Fungi; Ascomycota; Pichiomycetes; Serinales. Bases 162 to 4187 code for a protein of 1341 amino acids. The transcript has a single exon. Gene Ontology annotation, biological process: 'de novo' IMP biosynthetic process.
ACCGUUGACAAUAAGCAUAUAUAAGAAAUCUCUUCUCUCUUCUCUUCCCUCUUUCUCCCUCCACGGUUUAUUCCUUCCCUCUGCGCCACACAAACUAGUACCCUCCCCCGGUAUAUAAGACUGCUUCUUCCGUUGCUGCUUUUAUAUCACCUACACUUACCAUGAGCUCCAACAACAUGCUCAUUUUGGCUGGUCCAAGUGCCUUGUCCAAGUUCAGAAUCAACACUUUGAUUGCUGACAUCAAUGCCGCCGCUAUGCAGGAAGUUGUGACCGCUGUUCGUUCCGGUUACACCCACUACGUUGACAUCAAGAGUGAGAUCUCAGCCGAGGACGCUAAAUUGGUGGAGACGCUUUUGGUCUACGACUCACCAGUUGACACCAAAGAUACUUUAACCCAGCAGUUGCUCGCCGCCUCGACCUCCACCGAAGUUAUCGCCCUCCUAGCUGACUCCUACGUCGUCAGAAUCUUGCCUAGACCGGGCACUAUCUCUCCCUGGUCCUCCAAGGCCACCAAUAUCUCCGAUGUCUGUGGUUUGAGCAGCAAGAUCGAGAGAAUCGAAAGAGGUGUGUCUCUCUUGAUCCAGGUUGUUGCUGGCUUUGACUUUGCCGCUUUCGUGGCCCGGAACCCUAAUUGUUUGGUUUCCGUCUACGACAGAAUGACCCAGGAAGUGUACGCUGGUGCUCACAUCCCGCAGUAUAACGACCUCUUUGCGCAUCACUCGCCUAAACCAUUGGUCUCCAUUGAUCUCCUUGCCUCCAAGGACAACUUGAUCCAGGCUAACAAGGAGAUGGGCCUUGCUUUGGACCAGGGUGAGGUCGACUACCUCAUUACCGCCUUCACCGAGACCGUCGGCAGAAACCCAACCGACGUGGAGUUGUUCAUGUUUGCGCAGGUCAACUCCGAACAUUGCCGCCACAAGAUCUUCAACGCCGACUGGACCAUUGAUCAGGAAAAAAAGGAAAACACGCUCUUUCUGAUGAUAAGAAAUACCCAUAAGUUGAACCCACAGUACACUGUUUCGGCGUACUCGGACAAUGCGGCCGUCUUCGAAGGCUCCGAUGCCUACUUUUUUACCCCAGAGCUCAAGUCCAAGGUCUGGACCGCGGUCAAAGAGAGAGUCGAGUGCUUGAUUAAGGUCGAAACCCAUAAUCAUCCGACCGCUGUGUCGCCGUUCCCGGGUGCCGCCACCGGCUCUGGUGGUGAGAUCAGAGAUGAGGGUGCCGUUGGUCGUGGUUCCAAGUCCAAGUGUGGCCUUUCGGGGUUCUCUGUUUCUGAUUUGUCCAUCCCAGCAUUGCCGCAGCCGUGGGAGUUGAACGUGGGCAAGCCAGGACACAUUGCCUCUGCCUUGGACAUCAUGUUGGAGGCUCCUAUCGGUUCCGCCGCCUUCAACAAUGAGUUUGGAAGGCCGUGCAUUAACGGGUACUUUAGAACCUUAACAACCACCGUCACCAACCACAAGGGCGAGGAAGAGGUCAGAGGGUUCCAUAAGCCAAUCAUGUUGGCUGGUGGUAUGGGUGCCAUCAGACCAGACCUCGCCUUGAAGAACUUCAAGAUCACCCCUGGUGCCGCCAUCAUUGUGCUUGGUGGUCAGUGUAUGCUAAUCGGCCUCGGUGGUGGUGCAGCCUCCUCCAUCACCUCCGGUGAGGGCUCCGCCGCCUUGGACUUUGCCUCCGUUCAGAGAGGUAACCCGGAGAUGCAGAGAAGAGCCCAACAGGUUAUCGACGCCUGUGUCUCGUUGGGUUUGAACACCCCAAUCCAGUCUAUCCACGAUGUCGGUGCCGGUGGUUUGUCCAACGCCUUGCCGGAGUUGGUCCACGACAACGAUCUUGGGGCAGUGUUUGAGCUCCGCGACAUUCUUUCGUUAGAGCCGGGCAUGUCACCAAUGGAAAUCUGGUGCAAUGAGUCCCAGGAAAGAUAUGUCAUGGGUGUUGCUCCGGAGAACUUGGAGUUGUUCAAGUCCAUCUGUGAGAGAGAAAGAGCGCCAUUUGCCGUGGUUGGGCAUGCAACCGAGGAGAAGCGUUUGGUACUUAACGACAGCUUGUUGGGUACCAAGCCAAUCGACUUGGACAUGUCCGUGUUGUUUGGUAAGCCUCCAAAGAUGUCCAGGGCUGCGCUCACCCAGCCGUUGCAGUUGCAGCCGUUCACCACCGCCGACUUGAACCUCUCUGAGGCGGUCAACAGAGUGAUGCAGCUUCCAUCUGUCGGUUCUAAAUCGUUCUUGAUCACAAUCGGUGACAGAACCGUGACCGGGUUGAUUGACAGAGACCAGAUGGUCGGGCCAUGGCAGGUGCCAGUGGCUGACGUCGGUGUGACUGCCACUUCCUUGGGUGAUACCAUCAUCCAGACCGGUGAGGCGCUCGCCAUGGGUGAAAAGCCGACCUUAGCCUUGAUCUCCGCCGCUGCCUCGGCCAAGAUGUGUGUUGCCGAGUCGUUGCUCAAUGUGUUUGCUGCCGAUAUCAGAGCUUUGGACAGAGUCAAGUUGUCUGCCAACUGGAUGUCUGCCGCCUCCCACGAUGGUGAGGGCGCCGCUUUAUAUGAAGCCGUGCAGGCCAUCGGAUUGGACUUGUGUCCAGCCUUGGGCGUCUCCAUCCCAGUUGGAAAGGACUCCAUGUCCAUGAAGAUGAAGUGGGACGACAAGGAGGUUGUUGCGCCAUUGUCUUUGAUUGUUACCGCCUUCGCGCCAGUCGACAAUACCUCCAACACUUGGACCCCGCAGAUUCAGAGAACCGAACAAGCCUCUGUCUUGGUGCUCGUGGACCUCGCUGCCACCGUGGCAAAGUCUCUUGGCGGCUCCGCGCUUGCCCAGGUCUACAACGCCGUCGGUAACUCCGCCCCAACCGUCCACUGCAACGAGACCCUCAAGAACUUCCUCCUCGCGUUGAUCCACUUGCACAAGACCUUUGACGUCUUGGCGUACCAUGACCGCUCUGAGGGUGGUUUGAUCACCACGUUGGUCGAAAUGGCCUUUGCCGGUAGAACCGGUUUGGACAUCAAUCUCAACUCUGCUGACGACGUGUUCACCUCCUUGUUCAACGAAGAGUUGGGUGCCGUCUUCCAGAUCUACGAAAGUGACUACCAGAAGUUUGUCGACACGAUGGGCCAAUUCAGCAUUACCUCAGAGUUUGUGUCUGUGGUUGCUAGGCCUACCGUCGUACAGGCUAUCAACGUGGUGUACAACGGUGAGGCCGUAUACUCCAACACCAGAAGCCAGUUACAGCAAACGUGGACCCAGACCUCAUACCAGAUCCAGAGAAUGAGAGACAACCCAGCCUCUGCUGACGAAGAGUUUGCUACCAUAUUGGAGGACGCCAACGUGGGUUUGUCGUACCAGUUGACUUACACGCCAACCACCAGCAUUCCUGCGGCCUUGUCCGCCAAGCCAAAGGUUGCCAUCUUGAGAGAGCAAGGUGUUAACGGGCAGAUGGAGAUGGCCUGGUCCUUCCAACAGGCCGGGUUCACCGCCGUCGACGUGCAUAUGACUGAUAUUAUCAGCGGCAGAGUCACCUUGGACGACUUUGUGGGCUUCGCCGCCUGUGGUGGUUUCUCCUACGGUGACGUCUUGGGUGCCGCCAAUGGGUGGGCCAAGUCUGUCUUGUACAAUUCUAACGCCAGAGAGGAGUUCAGACGCUUCUUCAACGACAGAAAGGACACCUUUGCCUUUGGUGCCUGUAACGGGUGUCAGUUCUUAUCCCGUAUCGCAGAGGUUAUCCCCGGUACCGAGAACUGGCCAACCUUCGAACGCAACCAGAGUGAGCAGUACGAGGCCAGAGUCUCUAUGGUUGAGAUUAAUGAUGACACCACCGAGGAAGGUAACCAGUCCAUCUUCUUGCAGGGUAUGAAGGGUUCUAAGUUACCGAUCACCGUGGCUCACGGUGAGGGUCAAGCCACCUUCACCUCUGCCGACCAGUUGGCUAAGUUCACCGCCUCUGGCUUGAUCGCUGUCAGAUUCGUCGACAACGCCGGCAAGCCAACCGGUCAGUAUCCAUACAACCCUAACGGUUCCCCAUACGGAAUCACCGGUAUCAAGACUCCAAACGGUAGAGUCUUGGCCAUGAUGCCGCAUCCGGAGAGAGUCACUAGAUUGGAAGCCAACUCAUGGUAUCCAGCCGAGCAAACCACUGCCUGGGAAGGCUAUGGACCGUGGAUCAACCUCUUCCGCAACGCCAGACAAUGGGUCGGAGCUUAAAAUUUAUUUCUGUCAUGUGUUUUAUUUGAUGUAUAUUCGUGUAUCAUAGACUGUAGACGGCCCAGGCUGGGCGGUGAGAAAUAUCAAACUUGAAGAAGAAAAAGUACGUCCUUAUACUAGCUUUUGGCUGGCAAAC